AUUUGCUUCCUCGUAAUUGUCAUGUUGGCCCAUUGGUGGUAUAAAUACUUCGGACCCUUGGCUGGAAUGGCAUCAGAAGUUCAGCCAACUCCCAGCAAUCAAGCAAAAUGCCCAGCCAACAACUGACUUUGAUUUUCGGCAUGGCCCUCCUGUGGGCAUUGGCCAGCGGCACCACCCAACCGCCGAGCCGGCGUCCGCCGGUGACCACCGCCCGCACCACGCCUCGCAACUGCCCGCUCUUCCCGCAGGUCUGCUCCAAGACCAGUCCCAGGGUUUGCGGCCGGACUCCGCGUGGCGAGUGCCAGCGCUUCGAGAACAUCUGCCACCUGAUGCUGGCCAAUGUGCUCCGGCAGCCCGAGGGCGUGACACAAACCCGCGACAUCGACUGCCGCAAUGUGAGGGGAACUGGUGCCGCCAAUCGACGACCCUGCUACAAUCCCUGUCCCGCCCGUCCCGUCGUCUGCAAGAGAUCGCCGCCCAGCCAGCACAUCUGCGUGCGGAGCAGGGACAACCGGCAGUGCAAGGUGCUGUCCAACAACUGCCAGCUGCGCAACCAGAACUGCCACAGCCAGCCCAGGAACAACUGGCUGCGCACCGACAGGCGGCGUUGUGGCCGUCUGCAGCUGGGCGAUAAGCCGCAGAAUUGCAUCCGGGUGCCAGUCCGGCCCAGAACCACCCGCACCACCACUCGGCGCAGCACCUCCACCACCAGCACCACCACCACCACCGCCCGGCCAGCCUAAAGGAUCAGGGACAUCGGUGGCCACACAUUACCAUUUUUUUUUUUUUCUCUCUCUACCCAACAUCCAAUGUGCGCUAUAAAAGUCAUAAA
Messenger RNA from Drosophila simulans, 832 nucleotides. RefSeq lists its product as uncharacterized. The transcript has 3 exons. The coding region runs from base 108 to 743 and encodes 211 amino acids. Lineage: Eukaryota; Metazoa; Arthropoda; Insecta; Diptera; Drosophilidae. The record is from RefSeq and is a predicted model, not a curated record.